Molecule: messenger RNA, 2699 nt
Organism: Nematolebias whitei (Rio pearlfish)
Lineage: Eukaryota; Metazoa; Chordata; Actinopteri; Cyprinodontiformes; Rivulidae
Product: threonine--tRNA ligase 1, cytoplasmic
Exons: 19
Coding region: 117-2285 (722 amino acids)
Biological process (GO): threonyl-tRNA aminoacylation
Cellular component (GO): cytoplasm
Molecular function (GO): threonine-tRNA ligase activity; ATP binding
Source: RefSeq, a predicted model, not a curated record
AACGUUGCAUCAGAAUGUCCGAGUGACGUCAUCACUCUUCACCCGGUACUACUUCCUGUAGUUCGCGGAUUUCUGAAAGCAAAACGCUCUAAAAAUAGGAAAGUCCUGUACUUGUUAUGGCCGAACCGACUGUCGUGGAGAAAAUGAGUGAAUUGAAUGUGGGCGAAGGGACAAAGAGGUCAGCUGGAAGUGGUAAAGAUGAAGGGAAGAAGAAAACUAAACCUGCUGCCGCCUCUUCAGGCAAAUCUGAGUUGUCACCACCACCUCAGUACAUCGAGGAGCGUCUUACUUUGUAUGCAAAGCUGAAAGCUGAGCACAAUGCUCUGAUGGCAGGGAGAGCUGCAAAGGACAGCAAACCAAUCAAGGUGACCCUGCCUGAUGGGAAGGUGGUGGAUGCAGAAUCCUGGAAGACCACCCCAUACCAAGUGGCGUGUGGAAUCAGUCAAGGCCUUGCAGACAACACGGUGAUUGCCAAAGUAAAUAACAAUGUGUGGGACCUGGACAGACCUUUGGAAGAAGACUGCAGCCUUCAGUUGCUCAAGUUUGAUGAUGAAGAAGCUCAGGCUGUUUACUGGCACUCCAGUGCUCAUAUUCUUGGUGAAGCGAUGGAGAAGGUGUACGGAGGCUGCCUCUGUUACGGACCCCCAAUUGAGAACGGCUUCUACUAUGAUAUGUUUUUGGAGCACGAUGGUGUAUCAAGUAAUGACUUUCCCUGUCUGGAGACUCUGUGCAAGAAAAUCAUCAAGGAAAAGCAACCGUUUGAAAGACUGGAAAUAAAGAAGGAAACUCUUUUGGAAAUGUUUAAGUACAACAAAUUUAAGUGCCGCAUUCUGAAUGAGAAAGUCACCACUCCCACUACGACCGUUUACAGAUGCGGUCCUCUAAUUGAUUUGUGUCGGGGGCCUCAUGUGAGACACACCGGAAAGAUCAAGGCUCUUAAAAUCCACAAGAAUUCUUCUACUUACUGGGAGGGGAAAGCAGACAUGGAAACCCUCCAGAGGAUCUACGGAAUCUCCUUUCCUGACCCCAAAAUGCUCAAAGAGUGGGAGAAGUUCCAGGAGGAGGCCAAGAACAGAGAUCACCGCAAACUGGGCCGGGAGCAGGAUCUGUUCUUCUUCCAUGAACUGAGUCCAGGGAGCUGCUUCUUCCUUCCUAAAGGGGCCUUCAUCUACAACUCGCUGAUUGAGUUCAUCAGAAGUGAGUACAGGAAGAGGGGUUUUCAGGAGGUGGUGACCCCCAACAUCUACAACAGCAAGCUGUGGAUGACCUCCGGGCACUGGCAGCAUUACAGCGAGAACAUGUUCUCCUUUGAAGCCGAGAAGGAAACCUUCGCUCUCAAACCCAUGAACUGCCCUGGACAUUGUCUGAUGUUUGAUCACCGUCCCCGUUCCUGGAGAGAGCUGCCCCUCCGCAUGGCCGACUUUGGUGUCCUGCACAGAAACGAGCUGUCAGGAGCGCUGACUGGCCUCACCCGAGUUCGCCGUUUCCAGCAGGAUGACGCGCAUAUCUUCUGCUCCAUAGAGCAGAUAGAAGAGGAGAUUAAGGGCUGCCUGGACUUCCUGCGAACUGUGUAUGAAGUGUUUGGCUUCACUUUCAAACUCAACCUUUCCACAAGACCGGAGAAGUUCCUGGGAGAUCCAGAGAUGUGGGUCCAAGCUGAAAAGCAACUGGAGAACAGUUUAAAUGAGUUUGGAGAGAAAUGGAUUCUGAACCCGGGUGACGGAGCGUUCUACGGACCUAAGAUUGAUAUUCAAAUCAAGGACGCCAUCGGUCGAUACCAUCAGUGUGCCACCAUACAGCUUGAUUUCCAGCUGCCCAUCCGCUUUAAUCUCAGCUUUGUUGGUCAUGAUGGUGAUGACCAAAAGAGACCAGUGAUCAUCCACAGAGCCAUCCUGGGAUCCGUAGAGAGGAUGAUCGCUAUUCUGACUGAAAACUAUGGAGGAAAAUGGCCGCUGUGGCUUUCUCCCCGUCAAGUGAUGGUCGUACCCGUGGGACCGACCUGCGAGGCGUACGCUGAGAAAGUCAGGCAGGACUUCCACAGCAGCGGCUUCAUGACUGACGUGGAUGUGGACCCCGGCUGCACUCUGAACAAAAAGAUCAGGAACGCUCAGUUAGCACAGUACAACUUCAUUCUGGUGGUGGGAGAGAAAGAGAAGACAAGCAACACUGUGAACGUACGCACCCGGGACAACAAAGUGCACGGCGAGCGCAGCGUGGAGGAGUGCAUCGAGCGCCUCAAACAGCUCAAGGCUUCCAGGAGCAGAAACGCAGAGGAGGACUUCUGAGCUUUCCCGAGCAGCUUUUUUUCAACAAAUUCUCAACUGACUUAAAAAUACAACCCGGUUGAGAUCAUCUUUUGAUGAGCGGUAUAAAUGUCUCCAAAUGUUGCCACGUCUUAGCUUUUAUUCUUUUCUUCCAGAAAUCCUUUUCUUCCUGUUUUACAAUCUGGUUUUCAUUCAGAGUUUUUGGUUGUCACCUGAAGUGGGAGCUAAAGUUCAUACAAUGAAGUAUAAAUGUCUGUUACUGUAAUCUGAUUAAGUAUUCAAACAGCUCUACUGAACAACACACACAGACCUUUCCUCUAAACAUUUUUCAAAUCAAACAAACUGAUCAAAACAGCAAAAAAUGGCUUAAAAUUUUCUGUCAGUCACUGAUUUCUUCAGGGAAUUGUACAUGAAAUACAUUUUUGUUAAUUAAAA